ACGCCAGGCAUGCCCAGCCGAUGCUGGAGCGGCGCGCGUACAGGCACGCGGAGCGGUGAGCGGGCGGCCCAUGGCCGUGGGCGGCGAUGACCGAUUACAGCGAGGAGCAGCGCAACGAGCUGGAGGCCCUGGAGUCCAUCUACCCGGACUCCUUCACGGUAUUGUCAGAAAAGCCAACGACUUUCACAAUCACUGUGACAUCUGAAGCAGGAGAAAAUGACGAAACUGUCCAAACAACCCUUAAAUUUACCUAUAGAGAAAGGUAUCCUGAUGAAACUCCACUUUAUGAAAUAGUCUCACAGGAGAAUCUUGACGAUAAUGAUAUCAUGAACAUAAUAAAACUACUAGAACAACAGGCAGAAGAAAAUUUAGGAAUGGUAAUGAUCUUCACUCUAGUCUCAGCAGUGCAGGAGAAAUUAAAUGAAAUAGUGGAUCAAAUAAAAACACGGAGGGAAGAGGAGAAGAAGCAGAAAGAGAGAGAAGCAGAAGAAGAAGAGAAACAACGUUUUCAUGGCACUCCUGUUACUAUUGAGAAUUUCCUAAAUUGGAAAGCGAAGUUUGAUGCCGAACUCCUGGAAAUAAAAAGGAAAAAAAUGAAAGAAGAAGAACAAGCGGGCAAAACCAAAUUAAGCGGUAAACAACUGUUUGAAAUGGAUCACAACCUUGACACCUCUGACAUCCAGUUCUUGGAGGAAGCUGGAAACAGUGUGGAGGUUGAUGAAUCUCUAUUCCAAGAAAUGGAUGAUUUAGAGUUAGAGGAUGAAGAGGAUGACCCUGACUACAACCCUGUGAAUUUAGACAGUGAUUAAACUUCUUUGAACUGGUUUUGUCAUCAGUAUGGACAUAUGUAAGGAGAGAGGAGCAGGGAGGAAAGCCACAGCAUCUGUGGUUUUAGUAAUGUGUUCUAUUGGGUUUCUUUUUUUUUUUUCCAAAGAAAAGAACCAAAAUAUUUUAAAUCCAGGAGAAUGGUCUUCUGAUGACUUUCAGCAUAAAUAAAUUUAGUUUAAUUCAAAUGAAAAAAUUGAGGAAUAUUGGUCUAUCUGAAAAUGCUAUGCUAUUUUCUCUUGUCUUUUCUUUCCCACUUCUGUAAUUGUCCUUGGAAGAGAUGUGACAACAAGCAAGGCAGAAAGAUGUUAUAGCAAGCACUACACACACCUGCAUCUGAAGGCUGAGCAGCUGUUCUAUCUUCUACCUGGGAUAUACAUGGGCAGCUUUGGUGAAUAAAAGGGAUCACAUAC
This is a messenger RNA of Cuculus canorus (common cuckoo), 1238 nucleotides long. It is a transcript of the gene RWDD1, whose product is annotated as RWD domain containing 1. The record is from RefSeq and is a predicted model, not a curated record. Lineage: Eukaryota; Metazoa; Chordata; Aves; Cuculiformes; Cuculidae. The coding region runs from base 87 to 809 and encodes 240 amino acids. Gene Ontology annotation, molecular function: protein binding. The transcript has 7 exons. Gene Ontology annotation, biological process: cytoplasmic translation.